Mitosporidium daphniae is the source of this 831-nucleotide messenger RNA. RefSeq lists its product as uncharacterized. Bases 1 to 831 code for a protein of 276 amino acids. The transcript has 2 exons. The record is from RefSeq and is a predicted model, not a curated record. NCBI's taxonomy places the organism in Eukaryota, Fungi, Microsporidia.
AUGGAGAGCCUAGUUUUUUUGGAUUCUCAAUUUGAUUCAUUUGCACUAAGACCAGAUGGUUUUUUGGCCCUUGUUCGUCAAUUUAAAUUAAGUUUAUACAAGCCGCUUUAUGAAAACUUGCGGCCAUCAGAUGUUAUUUCAUUUAAAAAUCUCUAUAGACUUGUAUCGCAUUUUGAGCUUGAUAAAGUUGACCCGACGCUAUCUAGCUGUGCGACGCCUCCGGGCUCUGAAAUUUGCGCCAUUUCAUGGGAUUUUUCUUCAUACAGCAAAUCUAUUUUAAAAGUAACUUUGGUUUCCGGAUCGGAACACUAUUUGAAUGUAAAUUUGAAGCCAAUACACUUAUCAUACUUUCAAGAAGAAAAUACUUUGAAAAUAACCUCAAUGCUUGAUGCUGGCUCUUAUUUGAUUAGAAAUGUUGAUUGCAUUUGCUCCUUAUCUUUGCUAUUUCGGGAUAGCGGAAAAUCGUCAACUUAUGUAUAUUUUUUAUCUUAUACUCCAACAAAGGGGUCUAGGAUCUUCAUUCUUCAAUUAGUUGAAUCACUAUCUAAUGGUGUCAAGUUUGUACUGUAUCAUCUCGAUUCUAUUGCUCAGAUAUUAAAGUACAGUUCUCUUCCCGCUGUUGGGAGAAAUGUUUUCAACUUUCCUGACAAAGUCAACCCAACUUAUGGACUUAAAACUCGCUCAAUCGGUACCUCUAUAGAGCAUGUUAGCGGCACAGAGGUUAAUUUAGCCGUCUCCUUUGCAGAAAACAUCUUGAUAUUUAAAGGGAUCAGCUCGGAGAGGCUCAAUUUGAAAGCAGCAUCGUUUGAGAUGUACUUUGUCAUUGUCUAA